AUGGAGUCCUCUCCGUUGACUUUGGCUCACGAUCAUGCCAGAGCUGCCUCCGUCGCAACUCAGAGCUCCGAUACAACAGUCGCAAUCAAUGAGCAUGCUUUGGCAGCUGGGGAAUUCUCUAAGGCUGCAACUGGGACAGGAAGCGCAGAGGCGCUGAGAACGUUGAGAUUACUAGAGCAUCACCACCAAAGAUUAUCAGAGCUUCUUCGUUACCCCUCCGAGAACCCACCCUCGACUACAUCUACUGAACCCGAGGUACAAACGUUGGCAGAGAAGCCGUUAUCUACAUCUGCAGCUGUCGCUGAGUUACGCGCUUCGAAAUCGGAUAUUGGGCCUCGCUCGUCCUCUCCUUUACGACCGCCAAGUCUACAACAUCCCCGACGUCUCCCACCUCGCGACUUAAGCUCCUCAAUAGCUAGCAACCUUGCCUCAGCAAGAGGCAUUCGUGCAAAUUAUACUCGACAGCCUCUUUCACCCAGCAUUUCAGCUCAACAAGCUCCUGGUAACCUAGAAUCUCAUCCUCGCAGAGAUGGAAAACGAUCAAAGGUUAAUGACAGCAUUCCUGAAUAUUCGACUCCACAACCAAGCUGGCUACCACCUACACAAGCCAGUCCAAAGAAGUCAGAGCCUCAGACAGCAACCUCCCGAACGUCUGCGGUCGCAGAACAAGCGGCUAUAGCUUCUACGCCCACUGAUGAAGGAUUUUCAAGAUUCUACAACACUUUCGAGAACAUAAUUUCAAAGCUAUCUGCCCCUCUGGCUUUUGCGGGAUUGCCUUUGGUUUCUGAAGAAGAGUCUAGCAGCAAUAUUCCGGAACCUGUUGUGCCCGUGAAGAGACGUACAUCGAACAGCAAGGAAAGAGCAGCCAUAGAGCCGGAUCUCACAAAGUAUAUUUCAAGGGCAGCCUUGAGAGCUUCAGCUCGUGAUGGUCACUCUGCAAAUGAUUCUUUCUACGUGGUCCCAACAGCCGGGCAUACGGUGUCGUACGCCCAAAUACUAACCUUUGACCAAAAGGAGAGGCGAAGAAUGGCAGCAUCUAUGCAUGGCGAAAAUCCCGAGAUGUUCGGAGAUCCCGAGGAAGAUGAUUUCGUCGAUGCUAGAGAGACACCUAUGCCGCUCUCACCUGGCUUACCUAGAAAGGGAAUUAAGAGAAUGAAUAGUAAAAUCAUGGAGAACAAGGUCGAAGAGCUUGAUAUGGAGAACAAGAGCUUAAAGGACUGCGUUGAUAGGCUAAGCAAACGACUUCACGCAUUUGAGAUGGGGGCUCAGAAGAGUAGUCUGGCACUACAGGAGAGCAUGCGACUAUAUCGAUCACCAAGCCCUGCGAGAGAUCAACUUCCUGGCCAGAGCGUAACCGGUGGAGAUGAGUCGUUGAAGAGGAGAGUUCUGGAGUUGGAAGAGCACGUAUCGUUGGGUGGAAAGGAGAUUGAGAGAUUAGGAAAGGAGAACGACAAACUGAAAGCUGUCGUCACGAGGUAUCGAGAGCGGUGGGAGAAACUGAAGGAGGGCGCGAAAACGCGUAGGGACGGGUCAGCGAAGGAUGGAAAGGAUGGUGCCUCGAAGAAAGAGAUUGAUCCAGGCGCAGGUCGUUUUCUGGCUGGAUGA
Messenger RNA from Lachnellula hyalina, 1605 nucleotides. RefSeq lists its product as uncharacterized. The transcript is spliced from 2 exons. The coding region runs from base 1 to 1605 and encodes 534 amino acids. The record is from RefSeq and is a predicted model, not a curated record. NCBI's taxonomy places the organism in Eukaryota, Fungi, Ascomycota, Leotiomycetes, Helotiales, Lachnaceae.